Molecule: messenger RNA, 1758 nt
Organism: Microbotryum saponariae
Lineage: Eukaryota; Fungi; Basidiomycota; Microbotryomycetes; Microbotryales; Microbotryaceae
Source: the annotation of a GenBank genome assembly
AUGGCUACCGUAGGCUCGAAUGAACGCUCGCCGCUGUUGCGAGCGACCAGUCCCCGAGCGAAUGGAGGUCACUCGUCUCUCAAUCCGCAUGCUGCCGCAUUCACGUUCGUACCUGGAGCACGAGCCAUGUCACCUCCCCCGCCGGCGGCUGCCUCGUCUACCCAUCUGCCCGAAGCCACCGCACUUGGCGCACCCGCGGUAUUCGCACUCGCACCCGCACCCGCACCCGUCCACGUAUCUGUUCACCCUGCACCUCGUGCUAUGGAGUCGAGCUCAUCUACCCACGCGUCGGCCGUUGUUUCGACUCACAACAGUGCCGCACCUCAUUCUCCGCCCCGGUUCGCAGCGGCCCCACCUCAGCCUCUGGUUCAGCCUCAGCUCGCUUCGACGGUCCUCGUACGAACACGUUCGCAUUCCGUAUCAUCGUCGAACGCAUCCCAUGAAUCGGCCGAAAGCGGCUCAUGCGAAGGGUCCGGUUCGUCCGAGUCGUCCAUUUGCGAGGCAUGCCCGACGCGCCGAGCGUUUCAACGAGCGCACUACAUCCAGUUCGCUGUCUCGGGCGUGCUCGUUACUUUGGCUUUCGUCCUGCUCGCAUGGUGGAAGCACGAGAUAAGGUUCGCCGAGCUCAUCAUCGGUGCUUCGGCUUGGCUCGCUGGCGAAGCGUUCAAACAAGUCGUGUUCGAGCUCUUGACGUGGGAGAGUAAGGAUCCGGAUGGGGUACCGACGCCGGGGACCGGUCUCGUUCUGCCCACCUCGGUCCACGUCGUGCUGCAAGAACUGCUGAGGUUGGGCGCCAUCAUCCUCGUCGUGGCCUUGCUGCCAGAUCCCGAGGUCGUCACACCCCAGGGAGGGAUGCCUCAGCCGCCUUCACCGCCGAGAAGGGGCCAUCGCUACCCUCACGAGCCGACGAGACCCCCUUUGCCUCCGUUGGACGUUCUAUUCUUUUCGGCACUGUGGUUCGCUAUGGGGUGGGCACUGGUUGAGAUCAUCUGGGUCAGUCGAGGUCGGGGUGUCUCACCACACCCAUGGACGCAAAAGUCGCUGACUGCUUAUCAAUCAAUACCUUUUUUGUCUGUGACGUUUGCAGGGCACGCGGGACUUUUGGCGACGGAUGCGGUUGUAUGAUGAUGUUCUCGGGGAAGACACGGACGAAGAAGCCGCAGGGGGUGACUCCGUUGAGCCACUGCUUGGACACUCGACUACGACCGAGUACGGUACGGGAUCUCUCACCAACGCUGCAGGUGCGAACGGAAUGGACAAGUCACACGAUCGUACAGUCGCCAACACCUCCGCUUUCGACCGAGCGGUUGAGGCACGAUUGGACAGGGAGACGAGUGAUGCCGACUUGGAUGCGAGGAUCCGGGCCCUGGAGAGAGAAGAGCUCGAGGCGCAGCUCGGUGUGCCGCUUUACGAGAUUCCGGUUGCGGUGGUCGUGGUCUGGAGAGUCGACUCGUGAGUGCUAUCGUUCAGAAGCCGUGGAGCUUUCGUCAACUGACGACGGAGUCUUUCUACAGUAUCUUGCUCUCACUCGUGGCGGCGUUAGUGCUCUCGCUCCCCUUCCGAACCUCGGCGCCGACAUUGAUCGCGAUCCCCAUGUGGCCGACCUUUGGCGCGGUCGUGGUCGUGCACAUCCUCCUUUCGAUGAUGUGGAUCCUACGUGUUCGCCACGUCGGUAUCCCAGCCAUCUCGUACAUUACCUUGAUCGUCUUGCUCUUCUUGCUCUUUGCCGCUCUUGGGGCUUGGGGCGCCCUCGUGUAA